Molecule: messenger RNA, 513 nt
Organism: Ostertagia ostertagi
Lineage: Eukaryota; Metazoa; Nematoda; Chromadorea; Rhabditida; Trichostrongylidae
Source: the annotation of a GenBank genome assembly
AUGGUAGGAUUUUCGGAUAUUCGACGAGGACAUGUGGUAUGCAUUAUGGGACCGAUGUUCAGUGGAAAAACGGUGACAGCCGAUGGAGCAACUUUGAUAGCGAGGACGUUGCGGGAGAUUAGAGCCGAGCUGUUUGCAUUGGAGACUGAAGUGAUUGCCAUCGAUGAAGGACAAUUCUUACGGUUACAAAAGUUGCAAGAGCUGCACUCUCACACUACAUGCUUUGCUAUUCAGUUUGACGACUUAUCGUACACAUGCGAACAACUUGCAUGCGAAGGGAAAUUGGUAUUGCCGUUCGUCGAAGUAUCGCAGUUGAUUUCGUUCAGCGAUGAAAUCAAGAAGCUGUCAGCAGUUUGCAUGGAUUGCGGUGACGACGCACCGUUCACAUUCAGAUGCACCAACGAGAGAGAAGUUGAAGUAAUCGGUGGCGAGGACACGUAUCGAGCACUUUGCAGAACUUGCUAUUACACACGUUCCAUUGAAAAGGACUGCAAACGUUCUAGAAGAGGAUGA